Molecule: messenger RNA, 1971 nt
Organism: Anolis sagrei ordinatus
Lineage: Eukaryota; Metazoa; Chordata; Lepidosauria; Squamata; Anolidae
Gene: MPZ
Product: myelin protein zero
Biological process (GO): myelination
Cellular component (GO): plasma membrane
Source: RefSeq, a predicted model, not a curated record
AUGCCAAGCUCUCAUUGGCUCUGGGUUUCUGCAGAGAUGGCAUCCUUGCAAGGCCGGCCGGGUUCUUAAGCCGAGGGCGGCAUCCUUUUGCCUUCAGAAAGGACUUUUCUGCCGCCCAGACCUUCCCCUCCAAUGCAGCAACUAGGAAACGUACAGUAAACAAGAGCAGCAUCCAAACCAUGAGGUCCCCAGGCAGCUUGGGGAUGGAGAGGGCCCUUCUGCUGGCAGUGCUACUCUCAACAAUGGUGCUAAAUCCAGCUUUGGCCAUCCACGUUUACACAGAUCGGGAGAUCCAUGGCACAGUGGGCUCCAAUGUUAAGCUUUACUGCUCUUUUUGGUCUAACGAGUGGAUCUCCGAUGACAUUUCGGUCACUUGGCACUUUCAACCGGAAAGCAGCAGAGACAGCUUAUCGAUAUUCCAUUAUGCUAAAGGCCAGCCUUACAUAGACAACGUGGGGAUGUUCAAGGAGCGCAUUGAGUGGGUCGGGAACCCACGCUGGAAGGACGGCUCCAUCGUCAUCCAUGACCUGGAGUACACGGACAAUGGCACCUUUACCUGUGAUGUCAAGAACCCGCCGGACAUAGUUGGGAAGACCUCUCAGGUCACGCUCUACGUCUUUGAAAAUGUACCUACCAGGUAUGGCGUGGUGUUGGGAGCUGUUAUUGGAGGCGUUCUGCUCGUGGUUUUCGUUGUCUUGAUAUUAGCCUACCUUAUCAGGUAUUGCUGGCUGCGGAGACAAGCAACGCUCCAACGGAGACUCAGUACAAUGGAGAAGGGGAGAUUGAGGCUGGGCAAGGACUCAUCGAAAAGAGGCCGUCAGCCGCCUGUCUUGUAUGCCAUGCUGGACCACAGCCGCCUCACCAAAUCCGCCAGCGAGAAGAAGUCCAAGGGAGGCCUGUGCGACUCCCGCAAAGACCGGAAAUAGCGGUUAGCCAGCAGAGAAGGUACCCGAAAGAAGGCGGGAGACAAAAAGGUCGUCAUGACCAUCGAGAUGGAACUGAAGAGGGACCAGCUUGAGGUCGAGGGCCACAAACCCGCCGUCAAAUCUCCCAGCAAGAACAGCCUCAAAAACGCACUCAUGAACAUCAUCAAAAGCGAUUCGGAAAAGUGACCGAAAGGGUGGGUGGGUUACAACCUUAUCCCUCCACUGCUUGGGGAUGUUUUUGCUCUUCACUCAACUGUCUCGGCUUUGUUUUCUGUCCCAUCCUGCAUUUCAUUUGUUUAGCUAGUCAGGGCCGAUGGCUUUUGGAAAUAUAUCCCUUGUUGUUUCGUCUUAAUUGAGACGCCUUGGCAUCAUAUCUGUGUAGGAGAUUAUUUACGCACAUUUAACAUUAUUAAUAGUUAUUCCUAGGCAACUAGGAAUAACAGGGGCAGAGAUCCAACCCAUGCCUCUCCCAUAUUAGGAAUGUCCUCUUCUCCAAAGUCCCAGUCUUGAAACAUCAUGAGUGAUAUUCAUGGCCUUGCGGUAUGGCAACCAACAUUAUUUUUGGGAAGGCAAUGCAUAGGCUCACCUUGUUUUGGUCAUAGCAAAAUCAAAACGUCCUUGGGUAACACAACUGUGCAAAGGGAGAGAACAUCUAUCUUUUGCUUCCAUCGUAGCAGAGCCUUCCCUUGAAAGUUAGAUCUCCAUCCUGGGCCAGUGGGGACAAAUUCCCAUCCAUUCUUAGGCCAGACAUGAUGCCAUGAGGACUAAACAGCCAUCCCUCCUAGCCCUGCAGUAUCCCCUCGACAUCUUAAAUACGGACCAAAAUGAUAUAGAUUCCAUUGUGACCACGGUACCUUCUUCUGCUUAGAUGGCUGUGAUGACCCUCUUCUGCUUGGUAACUUGACCACAGGUGUAAUAUUUCAUUUCCUUUUUAAUCAAUGGAUUCAAUAUAUGUAUGCAUAUAUCUAAAUUCAUUUACACAGCUUAGGCCAUAUAUCUAUUUUUUCACCAAAGACCUAUUUCCGGGUAUUGUACGGUCAGCGAA